AUGGCAAAUAGCAGCACCUUCGACCUAUUGCUCUACUAUGGAGGUCAAUUUGAAGAAAUCAAUGGCGGUAAGGAUGGAAUCGAUUGCUACGUGGGAGGUUUUGCAGUUGGGAGGUAUGGCUUAGACUUAGAUUUAUUCGGCUAUUUUGACCUCAAGGAUGAAGUAGAUAAGCUAGGUAUAAAAAACUGGAAUGGCUUGUGGUAUGUGAAACUAAAAAAUAGUACCCGGGAAGAGAUUGUAGAUGAUAAAGGAGUCAUGUCAAUGUUAAGUGAUGUUAGUGAUGAUUACAGGCACGUAGAUGUUUUCAUUGAGGGUGGGGAUAUAUCUGGUGUUAGUGCUGCUAAUAGAGAGUUUGAAAAUGUAACUAGGGAGUGUGAGGGCAGGGACCCUGAUGAGAUCUUGAUAGACAAUUAUAAUGGGGAAGAGAGUGAGGGUGGUGAGGAUGAUGACUAUGAUCCUGUAGAGAGUGAGGGUGGUGGGGAUACUGAAGUCAGUUUAGGUGACACAAAUUCAGGAGAUGAUGAGUUAAAUGAGAGUAGGAAGAAGUUAAAGGAGAGUAGGAAGAAGAUAAGAGAGAAAGAUCCUGUCUUUAGUCACAUUGAUGAUCCAGAGCAAAAUUUCAAUGAGUUAGAGGUGAGUGGGAAUAUUUCAGAGUAUGAAGAGAGUGAUGGGUAUGUUAAUACUGAUGAGAGUGAGGGUGAUGCUGAGACCAGUAAGCUUAAGUCUAAGAUAAAGGUUUAUGAUCCUACUUGUGAUCAUAAAACCUUAGAAUUCCAACUAGGCAUGAGGUUUGACAAUGGUUGGGUUUGUAGAGAUGCAUUGAAGACAUGGGCUAUAGAGAAUGGAAAGCAUAUUAGAUUCAAGAGAGUGAGUGCUGAUCAAUGCGAAACCAUCUGCAAACCUCCCUGUAAAUGGAGAGUUUAUGGGUCUAUUGUUGGUGCUACAAAGACUUUCAAGAUAAAAACUUUGGGUAAACAACAUUCUUGCAGUAGGGAUAUGAACAACAAAUUGGUGGGUUCGAAGUGGAUUGCCACAAAGUAUCUCAAUAUCUUUCGGUUGAGGCCCAACAUUUCAGUUGAAGAAUUGAAGGCUGACUUGUGGGAGAGGUUUAGUACCCGAGUUGGUGUUGAUAGGCUGUAUAAAGCUAGGUCUUUAGCUAGAGAGAUGGUGAGGGGCUCAGUGGAUGAGCACUAUGGUAUGCUAAGGAGAUACUUAGCUGAACUUAGGAGGGUUGACAAGGAUGACAGGUAUGAAUUGCUUGUUGGGGAAGAAAACAUUUUCAAGGGCUUGUAUAUUGGCAUUUCACAGUUGAUAGGUGGGUUUAUAAGGGGAUGUAGGCCAAUAAUUGGUCUUGAUGGUUGUUUUUUAAAGACAUACUUGGGAGGUAUCCUCUUGGUGGCAGUUGGCAAGGAUGGGAACAACCAAAUGUUCCCCAUUACUUGGGCAAUUGUUGAGAUAGAAAACCAAGAAUGUUGGACUUGGUUUCUGAAACUUUUGUUCUUUGAUUUGGGUAUUCAAGAUGGUGAAGGUUGGACCUUCAUCUCUGAUCAGCAAAAGGGGUUGGAAAAUGCAGUAGCCAACCUGGCUCCAAAUUCAAUUCAUAGAAACUGUGCAAGGCACAUUUACAUGAAUUGGAAAAAAAUUCAUAAAGGCUCAACCUUGAAGAGUAUUUUGUGGAGGACAGUGAGGGCUACCACCGUUGCAGAUUUCAAGAUGGCACUACUUGCAAUGAAGAAAGAGAGUGCAGAGGCUUUUCAAGAUUUCAUCUCAAGGCAUUUUCACAAAUUCUGUAAGGCCUACUUCUCUACUACCCCUAAGUCUGAUGCACUUGAUAAUAACAUCAGUGAAACUUUUAAUGGUUUCAUAUUAAAUGCAAGGGGUAAACACAUAAUCCAUAUGUGUGAAGAGAUUAGGACCUAUAUUAUGAGUAGACAAGUGAAGAAGCUAGAGUUAGUCAAAGAUAGUGUUGAAGGAAUCUGUCCAAAUGUGAGAAAAAAGCUUGAAAAACUUAGGUUUGAGAGCAGGAAUUGUAUAGCAUUUCCAGCUGUUGGUUGUAAGUUUGAGGUACAAUUGCAUGCGGAUAGAUUUGUAGUUGAUGUAGAAGAAAGGGUUUGUGCUUGUAGGGUGUGGCAGUUGACUGGUCUGCCUUGUGUACAUGGCAUCUGUGCCAUCCAAUAUAUGGGGAGAGAGGUGAGUGAUUUUGUUGAUGACUACUAUUCUGUGGGUAAAUACUUGGAGGCAUAUAAGGUUGGGGUAGAGCCUAUUAAUGGCCAUUUGUUGUGGCCAGAAGUAGAGGGGUUCACUGUGAAGCCUCCAGUGGUUAGGAGGAUGGCUGGUAGACCUAAGUUAAAAAGGAAGAGAGCAGCCGAGGAAUCUGACCCCAAGAACCCCCAUAAACUGAGAAGACAUGGUCAAGUGAUAAGAUGCAAGAACUGUGGCAUGGAAGACCAUAACUCCAAGACUUGCAAGAAUGAAAAAGUCGAGAUGCCUAAACCUGACAAGAUUAUAUGUGAUGUUGAUUGUGGCAUUGAUAAUAUUCAUGAGGCUUUGUAUCUUUUGAAAGAUUUAGCAUGA
Messenger RNA from Salvia miltiorrhiza (redroot sage), 2574 nucleotides. RefSeq lists its product as uncharacterized. Bases 1 to 2574 code for a protein of 857 amino acids. The record is from RefSeq and is a predicted model, not a curated record. Gene Ontology annotation, molecular function: zinc ion binding. Lineage: Eukaryota; Viridiplantae; Streptophyta; Magnoliopsida; Lamiales; Lamiaceae. The transcript is spliced from 4 exons.